CAGAAUGCAGUGAACUUUCAUUGUGAAGCGGUUUCUUAACUAAAUAAAUUGUUUUAUAAUUCUAGAUAGAGUUCAACCAACACAACACUUGAUGUGCAUGUGCAACGGCAAUUAUACGAGUGAAGAAGUAUAGCUCUCUUAAUCAAAUCUCCAAAUGGAACUUUUACUUUUAAUAGUGACCGCACUAAUUUUUCCACCCCCACUCCAAGUCAGGGCUGAGGAUUGUGGUCAAGAUGAGCUGGUGCAGUGCGCGAGACCCCUUCAAGUCCUCUCGGCCACAUCGGAGUUGUCCUUCGUGUCCACCAAGGAGGAAUUGGAUAAACUUUGCCCAGACCUACACUUUGGCCUACACUGUAUUAGGAGCUACACGAGGCGCUGCAUGAGCAUUUAUCAACGGGAUCAUUUCAAUAAAUUGUACCACGGAACCAGCCAAGUGAUACACGAAUUGUGUGAGGAAGGACCUAAUCAGGAAGAUUUCCUGCGACACGCUCCGUGCAUGAGGCUCGUGAAGAGGCAGUAUGAGACGUGCUCCACCACUUACCAGGCCACAAUGUCACGAAUCGGGCAGAUUGUGCCUGAGCCCAGUGAGACGUCCGCCACUCCGGAUGACCACAACCUCACCAGAGCGCACUCGUACGAGAUGGAGCGCAUUAAAACUGUGUGCUGUGCAUUCAAGGACUACAUUGACUGCUCCGAGCAAGUGGUGAGGCUGGCCUGUGGCGAAGAGACGGCCAACUACACGCGGCGCUUCCUGGACAAGAUGUCCAGCUCACUCAUGACAAUGCACUGCGAGGAUUACGGACCAGAAUCCAACAAAUGCGCGAACAGUGACACUUUCAAUCGCAGCACAUCAUUCACACUCUCCGCCCUCAUUUCACUCCUGUGUGCCAUCGUGAUAUUUUACUAUUGAUUCUUUCCAAUGUAAUUAUUUCAAUUAUCACGAGAGUUAUCGUGUGGUUUGCCAAUCUGUUGUUAUUUUCCCAAACAUUUUGGGAAAUUGCCAAAAAGGAAUCACACAGCACAGAAGAGGAUCAGAAAUCUGUGAGCACUAUUUGGAUUGCAAAGAAAAACAUCAAUGAACAUUCGAAAAAACUUCCAAGGAAAAGACUGAUGAAUUCUUUUCGAAUGUCGGCCAAGAAAGCAAGUUAACUUCAAUUAUAGAAUAAUAUCAUAUCCAUUUUCAAUAAACGUUCCUCAUCAUGCGAUUGUGCUUCAGUGAGCAUUUAGUGUUCCAACAAUUCUGACUCUGCACUGUAUGUGAUGAUGUCUCAAUAGCAUUUAUCGACAUUUAUCUGAUGAAUGCUUUGAAAAGGUAUGAAUUUGGAAAUGGUUUUAAUAACUGAGUUACGAGUUGCGAAAUUGCAAAGAGGUUUUUUUUGCAAGGCGCAUCAUGAAAAAUCAUUAUUGAAAUUUACUUAUAUAUUGUACGAUAUAUUUCGUGAUUGUAAAUACUCCAUUGAAAUCGUUAGUGUAACGGAAUGAAAAUGAUAAUAAGCUCUCUCCUGAAGUUCAUCGCUAUAAAUGAAAUAAUUGUUUCCAUUGUGCACUGAGGGUGGGUUGUUAAAAUAUUCAUUUACCAUAGUUGUUAUGCUGAAAUUAUUCAUUUUUCAUUACCCUCGCCUCAGAGAGAGUGCAAUAUUGUCAUCGGCAGGUGGGCUUUUUGGGGUGGGAAAAGUGCCAAAUUACACACACAUUUCAACCCCCAAAAUAUGCAUCGAAUUCACAACAAUUGAUAUUUGUGCGAAUCAUAAAUUUGUUCUUUUUUUUUUCAAACAAACACCUCUUUCCAUUCCACAGCAUAUUGUUCACUUAAUUGCUAUUUUUAACACCAAAAUUUUAUUUGUAUAAACUCUAUAUUCGUCAUAAUUUGUUUGAUUUUGAUAAAGCGAGCGAAAUUGUGAGAGAGGAAGAAAUAGUCUCAAUGAAUAU
Messenger RNA from Phlebotomus argentipes, 1929 nucleotides. RefSeq lists its product as uncharacterized. The record is from RefSeq and is a predicted model, not a curated record. The transcript has 5 exons. The coding region runs from base 155 to 910 and encodes 251 amino acids. NCBI's taxonomy places the organism in Eukaryota, Metazoa, Arthropoda, Insecta, Diptera, Psychodidae.